AUGGUGUUAGUAGAAUUAGGUUCAAGCCUAUCGCGAGCUCUUCAGAAGAUGAACAAUUCGACAAUCGUCGACGAAAAAGUCCUCGCCGAUUGCCUGAACGAUAUCACAAGGCCACUCCUUCAAUCCGAUGUUCAAUUCAAGCUAAUCUCUGAGAUGCAAUCGAACAUCAAGAAAAUAGUGAAUCCUGAGGAGCUCGCCGCCGGCCACAACAAACGGAAAAUCAUCAGGAAGCCGUUUUUAACGAGCUCUGCAAGAUGUUGGAUCCGGGAAAACCCGCAUUCGCCCCGAAGAAAGUCGGAUCCUGUUAAGAUUGCGGCUGAGGGAGUGGAGAGGUUUAAGAAGGAAAACUGUGACCUUAUAAUUGUCAAUACGAGUGGCCGUCACAGACAGGAAGCGUCUCUUUUCGAAGAGAUGCGACAGGUCUGCGAGGCCACGAAAUCGAACCUUGUGAUCUUUGUUAUGGACAGUAGUAUCGGACAUGCCGCUUUCGAUCAGGCUCGUGCUUUUAAAGAGAGUGUAGCUAUUGGAUCCAUGAUUGUUACUAAAAUGGAUGGCCACGCCAGGGGAGGCGGCGCGCUCAGUGCUAUCGCGGCCACAAAAAGUCCGGUCAUAUUCAUUGGUACAGGGGAGCACAUGGACGAGUUUCAGGUUUUCGACGUGAAGCCGUUUGUGAGUAGGUUGUUAGGGAAGGGGGAUUUGUCUGGAUUUAUGGAAAAAAAAUCCAGCAAGUUGUUCCAGUGGAUCAAAAUCCAGCUGAGCUGCUUCAACAGCUUUCGGAAGGAAGUGAGUGAUGUGAUGGAAUUGCUUGAAGACUACAAGCAUGUGGCAAAGGCGUGCACCAACAUGAAGAAAGGACUCAAGAUUCCGAAGAAGGGAGGUAUAAAUCCUCGGAAUCUGAACCCUCAGAAUCUGAGCCAAGCUCUUCCACCUCAGGCGCUGCAGCAGACGGGCAGCAUCGGGGCAUACAAAACUUGA
Messenger RNA from Oldenlandia corymbosa var. corymbosa, 975 nucleotides. The record is from the annotation of a GenBank genome assembly. NCBI's taxonomy places the organism in Eukaryota, Viridiplantae, Streptophyta, Magnoliopsida, Gentianales, Rubiaceae.